Messenger RNA from Puma concolor (puma), 1686 nucleotides. NCBI's taxonomy places the organism in Eukaryota, Metazoa, Chordata, Mammalia, Carnivora, Felidae. The record is from RefSeq and is a predicted model, not a curated record.
AUGCUGUGCAGGGGAGAGGGGCCUGGGUCAGCCAGAGGGACUCUGCGCCACAGCUGUGUCACCUGCCUGCCCUGGCACGGGGCCUUGGCCGCCUCUUUUCCAGGGCCCUCUGUGGGUCGCUGGGACCAUGGUGUCCUCCACAUGAAGUACCCGGUGUGGCCUCGCUAUAGUGCCUCCCUGCAGCCUGUAGUGGACAGCCGGCACCUGACGGUGGCCACGCUGGAAGAGCGGCCCUUUGUCAUCGUGGAGAGCCCUGACCCCAGCACGGGCGGCUGUGUGCCCAACACUGUGCCCUGCCGCAGGCAGAGCAACCACACCUUCAGCAGUGGUGACACGGCCCCCUACACCAAGCUCUGCUGUAAGGGCUUCUGCAUUGACAUCCUCAAGAAGCUGGCCAAGGUGGUCAAGUUCUCCUAUGACCUGUACCUGGUGACCAACGGCAAGCAUGGCAAGAGGGUUCGAGGCGUGUGGAACGGCAUGAUCGGGGAGGUGUACUACCAGCGGGCAGACAUGGCCAUCGGCUCCCUCACCAUCAACGAGGAGCGUUCCGAGAUUGUGGACUUCUCUGUGCCUUUUGUGGAGACGGGCAUCAGUGUGAUGGUGGCACGCAGCAAUGGCACCGUGUCCCCCUCGGCCUUCCUGGAGCCCUACAGCCCUUCAGUGUGGGUGAUGAUGUUUGUCAUGUGUCUCACCGUGGUGGCCAUCACAGUCUUCAUGUUUGAGUACUUCAGCCCUGUCAGCUACAACCAGAACCUCACCAGUGGCAAGAAGUCUGGGGGCCCAUCCUUCACCAUCGGCAAGUCUGUGUGGCUGCUGUGGGCGCUGGUCUUCAACAACUCGGUGCCCAUCGAGAACCCCCGAGGCACCACCAGCAAGAUCAUGGUCCUAGUCUGGGCCUUCUUCGCCGUCAUUUUCCUCGCCAGCUACACUGCCAACUUGGCCGCCUUCAUGAUCCAGGAGCAGUACAUCGACACUGUGUCUGGCCUCAGUGAUAAGAAGUUUCAGCGGCCUCAAGAUCAGUACCCACCAUUCCGCUUCGGCACGGUGCCCAACGGCAGCACAGAGCGGAACAUUCGCAGCAACUACCGAGAGAUGCACACCCACAUGGUCAAGUUCAACCAGCGUUCGGUGGAGGAUGCGCUCACCAGCCUCAAGAUGGGGAAGCUGGAUGCCUUCAUCUAUGAUGCUGCUGUCCUCAACUACAUGGCGGGCAAGGACGAGGGCUGCAAGCUGGUCACCAUUGGCUCUGGCAAGGUUUUUGCCACCACUGGCUACGGCAUCGCCAUGCAGAAGGACUCCCACUGGAAGCGGGCCAUAGACCUGGCGCUCCUGCAGUUCCUGGGGGAUGGGGAGACACAGAAGCUGGAGACGGUGUGGCUCUCGGGGAUCUGCCAGAACGAGAAGAACGAGGUAAUGAGCAGCAAGCUGGACAUCGACAACAUGGCGGGCGUCUUCUACAUGCUGCUGGUGGCCAUGGGACUGGCCCUGCUGGUCUUUGCCUGGGAGCACCUGGUCUACUGGAAGCUGCGCCACUCAGUGCCCAACACGUCUCGGCUGGACUUCCUGCUGGCUUUCAGUAGGGGCAUCUACAGCUAUUAUGCCAAGGCCCACGCAGAGAGCACCCAGCACUGUGCCUGGCACAUGCCAGGCACUGAGAAGCUAUUACUUCUCCUUUUCUCCAACUGA